Messenger RNA from Drosophila erecta, 959 nucleotides. RefSeq names its product protein lifeguard 1. The record is from RefSeq and is a predicted model, not a curated record. Bases 64 to 951 code for a protein of 295 amino acids. Gene Ontology annotation, cellular component: membrane. The transcript has 3 exons. Lineage: Eukaryota; Metazoa; Arthropoda; Insecta; Diptera; Drosophilidae.
UAUUGGUUCCCAGUUUGGCUCUUAAGAUUGCCAGUCAUCCUUGGAAAUAGACCAGUCGCGGUCAUGGAUUCACCUAAAGGCGAAACAGGAUUCCUAGAUAAGGUUUCACUGUACGCGUUGUUUAAUUUUCUCCCAUUUCCCGAAAACUCUGACCAUUACCCAACAAUUUCAUUGUCAGCGCCUCCUACAGAAGACGAGUCCCAAUCCACAAAUUCUUAUCUAAAAGAUGGCGAUCAAUUGAUCGAAAGUGGGAUUAUUUCCCAUGAUCUAAUUGUUAAAAGCAAUGUAUUCGAGGAUCCCACUAUUCGAAUGGGAUUCGUCAGAAAGGUUUUUGGAAUCCUUUUGGUCCAAUUACUAUUCACAUUGGCUGUGGUAGCAAUAUUUGUUUACCAUCAACCGACCAAGGAAUUCAUACAGGAAAACUUCCUCUUAGUUUUGGUCGCCUUUAUCGUCAACAUAAUCGUUGUGAUCACAAUGUUUUAUGUACAGGACGUGAGGCGAAAGCAUCCCGUCAACCUGAUUUGCCUGACUCUUUAUACCUUCACCAUGUCGGUGCUCUUGGGAACCUUAUCGAGCCUAAUGGAUUCUAACGUUGUAAUCUCGGCCGUGGCUAUUACCACAGUCCUUGUCAUCGCUCUUAGCAUCUACGCCGUGCAAACCAAGUACGAUUACACCGCUGAGAGAGGGGUCAUAUUAACCUUUGUGAUAAUCCUCCUCGUUCUAUCAGUGUGUGAAUUUUUCAUGCCAGAUUUCGUAGACAGCUUGCCAAUAGUUUGUCUAUGCACUUUUAUUGGCUGCUUCUUAUUAAUCUGCGAUAUGCAGUCGAUAGUGGGCGGCAAUCGUUUGGACCAGAUGGAUCCCGAGGAAUACGUGUUUGCAGCUCUCACUCUGUACGUCGAUGUAAUUCGCAUAUUCAUAUAUAUCCUUCGAAUUUUAGAGAAAUUUUAUUAGCAGAGCUA